AUGUCCCUCCCGACCCCUGCGCCAUCGCCCCCAGCCUCGCCAAACCUUGCAGCCCGUAACGGUCUCGAGCCCGCACCCCUCCUCACGCCCGACCUCGAGCUCACCGCGCCCCCUCUCUUCCAAUUGCUUCGAGAGACAGGUGCCGGCGGCACCGCCGUACAGGUUGGUAGCGAAACGUCUGCUCCGGACGCCUAUGCCGAAAUGGUAGCGGCAGCAAAGCUGGCAGCCGGCGGCAGCAGCUUUGACACGGACGCCGACGAGGACGUCGUCAACGACAACGGGUUCGAGCACAUUGACAUGUCAAGACUCGGCCUCGAGGCCAUGCCGUCGCACACCUCGGCCGCCGGCGACGCUUCUCGCGUGUUGGCUGACCACGUCCACCCUACGCCCCAUGCCGUGAAUGGGCCCCCUCGACCCGGCCACAUGCUUGAGCAUUCCGCGGCCACGAGCAGCAUCAGCCGCGACGCCAGCGCCAUGGCUGUCGCAUUUGCACCGUCCUCUGCAACCGACGUGUCCGUCGCUACAGCACUUACCUCGGACACAGCGGCCGACUAUCUCUUCCCCGUCAUCCCAUCGAUCGAAGGUUACCGCCAGCAACCCACCGAGGCGUUUGGCGUGGUCCCAGGAUUCGCCUUUGGUGCACCACCACUCCUGCCUCUUGUCGAGCCCCAGACUGUUAUCGCUCCAGGCUUCUCCUUUGGUGUACCAGCCCCCGCGUUCAUCGCGCCCGAAACUGAUGCUGGCAUCGUUCCCGGGUUUGCUUUCGGUGCGCCACCACAACUGCAGCAGCAGCAACCCGAGCCUGCCACCCGUAUCGCCCCCGGAUUCACGUUCGGGACGUGUCACUCCGCCUCCUCGGCCACCACCCAGCCUGAGACGGCCUCGACGAGCUCUAGGAGCUCAUCUCGUCGUCCACAGGACGCUCUCCGCCUCAGCCCUCCACCACCUUUCUCAUUUGGCACAUGCCCCCCAGACCCGACACAGUUCUCGUUUGGCCAGACCGCUCCCACCCUCCCGCAACAACCACUCGUCUCGACCCCAGCAGCCGAGCUUGGCCCGUUCGAGUACCCCGUUGCUGUCGCCGCGACUGUGGCCACUCCGUCGCCGCGUGAUGGGUCACGUGAACGUGAACGUGACCUACGCCGCGCGGUGAGCGGCUCGGUGCUGGGCAACAACACGCCAUACAUUCCUCUGCGCACCUCGCGUUCACCUGGAACGUCUGCGGGCACCGGCCGAGCCUCUACACACUCGUCGCCAGCGACCACCCCACCUGUCACUGCCAGCGGUGCUCACCCCUUCUUCCCGCGUUCGCCGCCCAUGGGUCGUCGUGGCUCCAUCGCCCUAGGCCAGAUCUCACGCCUCGCUCGCAACCUUCCGGGACCGCCCAAACCAUCUGUUGCGCCCCCAAUUGCGCGUCGGCCGGGCCACACGCCUUCGUCGAGUAUUGCGUCCAACUCGGCUGUCGCAGUACCGACACCUGCCUCACCCAGCAUCGGGUCAUACGUCUGCCCCAGCGGGUCGUACUCUAGCGUCUCGCCAGUCAUGACAGCACCCUCGCCGUUGGCUCUCAGGCCCCAGCACGGCCGCCGGUCUUCGUCUUCGUCGUCUCUCCCCACCUCGUCACCCAACCCCAGCUUACCACUUCCCUUGGCCGUCGCUUCCCUGCCUGGGGUCACCACACCUGGCGCUACGCCCGUCAACAUCAGCGGACCAAUCUACCUCCCGCCCCGCGCGACCGUUGGCGGCCCCCUGGCCUUUGCCCAUGCGCCUCUCCCAGCACCCAUCCCACCCUCCCUCCUCGCUCGCCGCGGCAGCGUCCCUCUCAACGCGUUUGUCGGCCUCCCAGCCCCGCAAGGCGGCUGGAACCCCCAGGUCUCCAAGCUGUACCACCAGCCUCAGCGCCGGGGCGUAUCAGCACCCCGUCCCCGUCGCUGGAGCGGCAAAGAAGACUCACACCCAGCCCUCGUCUCCAGUGUCGGCAGCUCGAGCAGCGUCACGUCCUUGGCCACGCCUCUGACGACGCCCACAACCGACACCGAGAGGAGGAGCUUCUGGCCCCUGGCGCCCGUGCCCGGCAGCGGCAGCGCCCUAGCCGUCGGGCCCAUCGUGGACAAGGCCCUGGGCACGACGCCCACCCCGACGGGCCGGUCGGACGUUGACGCCGUGGAGCAGCUGGUCACCAACCCGCGUGGUCCCGGCGCGUACCGUCGCCUCAUUUCGGCGCCGAUCCCACUCUCCACUGUCCCCAGCUGUGACGGUCUCUAA
Molecule: messenger RNA, 2265 nt
Organism: Apiotrichum porosum
Lineage: Eukaryota; Fungi; Basidiomycota; Tremellomycetes; Trichosporonales; Trichosporonaceae
Exons: 1
Coding region: 1-2265 (754 amino acids)
Source: RefSeq, a predicted model, not a curated record